This is a messenger RNA of Cyprinodon tularosa, 4548 nucleotides long. RefSeq names its product Golgi apparatus protein 1-like. The record is from RefSeq and is a predicted model, not a curated record. The transcript has 25 exons. The coding region runs from base 28 to 3483 and encodes 1151 amino acids. Gene Ontology annotation, molecular function: fibroblast growth factor binding. Gene Ontology annotation, cellular component: Golgi membrane. Lineage: Eukaryota; Metazoa; Chordata; Actinopteri; Cyprinodontiformes; Cyprinodontidae.
CCGAGUGUUCCUGAACGUCUCACUGGGAUGAGUGGCUCGGUGAAAAUGGCGGACUGUAUACGUGUUCCUCUGAUUUUGCUGGUUAUGUCCCUCUUUUCAUAUUCACACCAACUUCGACUAGACAACGCCGACCUCGGUGGCAGAGCGGGUGCAAACGCCGAUAAACCAGCAAACUCCGCCGCGGGUCUGGUAGCCGGGCUGAACCCAGGAGCCGCUGAGAGGAACCCGGCUGCAGGGGCCUUGGUUACACGGAGACGUUCUACCGGGUGGAAGCUGUCUGAUGAGGCGGUGUGUAGGGAUGACCUGACCCGGCGCUGCCCCAAACAUUCAUGGAACAACAACCUGGCGGUGCUGGAGUGUCUCCAGGACAAAAAGGAGGAAACUGAAAUUGCUGCUGACUGCAGUCAUCUCCUGUGGAACUAUAAGUUGAACCUCACCACUGAUCCGAAGUUUGAGUCUGUAGCUGUGGAGGUCUGCAAAACGACAAUCUCUGAGAUUAAAGAAUGUGCAGCAGAGGAGUUGGGAAAGGGCUUCUUGGUCUCCUGCCUGGUGGACAACCGUGGCAACAUCACCGACUACCAGUGCAACCAGUACAUCACCAAGAUGGCCAGCAUCAUUUACAGCGAUUAUCGACUUAUCUGCGGCUUCUUAGACAAUUGUCGGGAUGACAUCAACACUCUGCGCUGUGGUAGCAUUAGCACUGGAGAGAAGGAUAUUCAUUCACAGGGGGAAGUGAUCGCCUGUCUGGAGAAAGGUUUAGUUCGUGAGGCUGAGGAGCAACCAGGUGCACAUCACAUCAAGGACGACUGUAAGAAGGCUAUCAUGAGAGUUGCAGAACUCUCCUCUGAUGAUUUCCACCUGGACCGCUACCUGUACUUAGCUUGCAGAGAUGACCGUGAGCGGUUCUGUGAAAAUACACCAGCCGGGGAGGGUAGAGUUUAUAAAUGUCUUUUCAAUCACAAGUUUGAAGAAGCCAUGUCUGAGAGGUGCCGUGAGGCUUUGACCACCAGACAGAAGUUGAUUGCCCAGGACUAUAAGGUGAGCUACUCGCUGGCCAAAGCUUGCAAGUCAGACCUAAGAAAGUACCGCUGCAACAUGGACACAAACAUGCCACGAGCCAGAGAAACCCGUCUCUCCUACCUCCUGCUGUGCCUUGAGGCGGCUUUACAUCGAGGUCGAGUAGUGAGCGGUGAGUGUCAGGGAGAAAUGAUGGACUACAGAAGGAUGCUGAUGGAAGAUUUCUCCCUGAGUCCUGAGAUCGUGCUUCACUGUCGCAGUGAGAUUGAGAAUCAUUGCUCUGGUUUGCAUCGGAAAGGUCGGACGCUUCAUUGCCUAAUGAGGGUUGGCCGAGAAGACAUGGGAACUAUUGAGCCCACCUGCCAGAGAGCUCUUCAGGCACUGAUCCAGGAAGCAGACCCAGGAGCUGAUUAUCGUAUCGACAGGGCGCUUAAUGAGGCCUGUGAAUCCGUCAUCCAGACAGCCUGCAAACAUAUCCGCAGUGGAGACCCCAUGAUAUUAUCUUGUCUGAUGGAACAUCUGUACACCGAGAAGAUGGUGCAGGACUGUGAGCACAAGCUGCUGGAGCUGCAGUACUUCAUUGCCAGAGAUUGGAAGCUUGAUCCAAUUUUGUAUAAGAAAUGUCAAGGCGAUGCAGCUCGACUCUGCCACACUCACGGCUGGAAUGAGACCACUGAGACGAUGCCAGCUGGUGCCAUCUUCUCCUGCCUGUAUCGCCAUGCUUAUCGCUCGGUGGAGCAGGGACGGAGGCUCUCCAGAGACUGUAAGGUGGAGGUGCAGCGGAUUCUCCACCAGAGGGCGCUAGAUGUAAAGCUUGAUCCCGAGCUGCAGAGGCGCUGCAUGUCCGACCUGGGGAAGUGGUGUAGUGAGAAGACGGAGUUGGCCGGCCAGGAAUUGGAGUGUCUGCAGGAUCAUUUGGAGGACUUGGUGUCUGAUUGCAGGGAAGUGGUGGCAAACCUGACGGAGCUAGAAUCAGAGGAUAUUCAGAUUGAAGCCCUAUUAAUACGAGCCUGUGAACCUGUAAUUCAAGCGUACUGCCAUGAGGUGGCUGACAAUCAGAUCGACUCUGGUGACCUAAUGGAGUGUUUGGUUCAGAACAAACAUCAGAAAGAGAUGAAUGAUAAGUGUGCAGUGGGAGUCACACACUUUCAGCUGAUUCAGAUCAAAGAUUUUCGUUUCUCAUACAAGUUUAAGACUGCCUGCAAAGAGGAUGUCCUCAAGCUUUGCCCCAACAUUAAGAAGAAGGUGGAUGUUGUUAUCUGCCUCAGCACCACAGUGAGAAACGACACCCUACAGGAUGGCAAGGAGCAGCGAGUUUCUGUCAAAUGUCGUAAACAGCUUCGAGUGGAGGAAGUGGAGAUGUCAGAAGACAUUCGCCUGGAGCCUGAGCUGUAUGAUUCCUGCAAGCAAGAUAUCAACCGGUUUUGUCAGAAUGUGGCCUUUGGUAACGCACAGGUGGUUGAGUGUCUGAAAGAGAACAAACGGCAGCUGUAUCCACGCUGUCACCAAAGGAUCUUCAAGCUUCAGGAGGUGGAGAUGGUUGAUCCUGAACUGGACUACCAGCUGAUGAAAGUCUGCAAGCAUAUGAUCCGGCGUUUCUGUACAGAAUCAGAGGGGAGGAAUGUUCUUCAGUGCCUGAAGCAGAACAAGAACAGUGAACUGAUGGAUCCGAAGUGCAAACAGUUGAUCACCAAGAGACAGAUUACCCAGAACACAGACUUCAGAUUGAACCCGGUGCUAAAGAAGGCGUGCAAGGCUGAUAUCCCAAAAUUCUGCCAGUCCAUCAUCAACAAGGCCACAGCCGACACGGAGCUAGAGGGUCAGGUCAUCUCCUGCCUGAAACUCAAAUAUGCAGACCAGCGUUUGUCUCCUGACUGUGAAGAUCAAAUUCGAGUAAUCUUGCAAGAGUCUGCUCUGGACUACAGACUGGAUCCUCAGCUCCAGAUCCACUGCACACAGGAGAUUUCAAGUCUGUGUCCAGAGGAGGCUGCAGCUCAGGAGCAAACUGGGCAGGUGGAGGAGUGCCUUAAACUCAAUCUUUUGAGGAUCAAGCAGGAAGCAUGUAAGAAGGAGGUACUGAACAUGCUGAAGGAAAGCAAGGCGGACAUCUUUGUUGAUCCCGUGCUUCACACAGCCUGCGCUCUGGAUAUCAAGCACCACUGUGCUGCCAUCCCACCUGGCAGGGGACGACAGAUGUCAUGUCUGAUUGAGACGCUGCAAGACAAACGUGUUCGUCUGCAGCCAGAGUGCAAGAAGAGACUCCAGGAUCGCAUUGAGAUGUGGAGCUUUGCUGCCAAGAUGCCUCCUGCUGAGGGCCUGUCAGACCUGGCCAAGCAAGUGUUGUCCUCACCAUCCAAGAACUAUAUCCUGACUGUGAUGGCUGCAGGUGUGACCCUGCUUUUCCUAAUCGGGAUGGUUUCUGGCCGAUUCACUAAACGAGUCACUCAGGAGCUGAAGAAGAGGUAGACCCCGCCUGGUGAUCAGGAAGUGUCCACAGGAGAACUGGCCGCCUCUGAGGAGUUCCUGAUGCUCUCACUGAACUCCCAUUUUCCCCAUAGAAGAGACACUGAACGCCUGCAACAUCCAACCUGAUUUGUCUUCAUCGUUUUUUUGUUUCUGCUUUUUGCUCUUAACUGCUGCUGGGAAAUGACAUUACGCUCUAACCCUCACAGAAACGUGGCUAUGACUUUCCAAGCCUCAAGAGACGGCGCUUUCCUUUCAGUUUAUUCUUCAGAUUUUUGGUUGGAUGAGUGUUGCCUCCUUAUGAAUUCUAUCCGCCCGCCUGGUGUACAUGCAGUAUUUGUCUCAUCUCCUGCUGAUUUUUGGGGAGGAGGUGGACAUGUCUGAAGAUUUGAGGGAUAACCUCUCACAACCAGCAGAGAGGUGGAGAAUAAAACUUUCCAAAGUGUAAAUGUGUAGAAAGUGGGAUGGGAUAAGACCGACCUAUAAAGUGGGUUAAUGACUUUAAUAUUUUGAUAAUGAAGCUGUGUUCUUUGGCAUGAGUGUGUGCUGUCUUUCUGCCCCAAUAUUCUUUUCAGUUGUAUCUUUAACUAGUUUUGGGGGGGCCGGGGGUUAUUGUACUUUUUUUUUAAGCCAUGGGACUGCAGGGCAGGUGAGGUCAACCAACCAGCCACCUCUUAACUGAGCAACAUUUGAUUAGAAGAGGAGUGAAGACUUUUCGGUCCACCCUGGUCACCCGUGUCCUCCUCUGUGGCUGCCAGCUGUACUUGCUGGUCCCAGGUACCUAUCGCAUUCCUUCACAUAGCAGCGCAACUUCCCAUGUGAGAGCAAAAGAGGCUGUAUUUCUCAUUUUUACUGUAACUGGUUUGGUGCCAGUUGGUAGAAUGGGGGAUCCGUCCAGACAGGUUGAGAGCAUUUUAGACAAAAAAAAAAAAAAAAGUCAAAGAACUAAAGACAGAUCAGAUUAUUUUAAAGAUGUAAACAGUUUGUGUAAAGAUGUUACUGGAAUCAUUGCACAGUUUUUCUUCUUGUUUUUCUAAUAUCAGUGACUAUAAAUGUUUUUAUACCUUU